This is a messenger RNA of Impatiens glandulifera, 2219 nucleotides long. Its product is annotated as threonine--tRNA ligase, chloroplastic/mitochondrial 2. Gene Ontology annotation, molecular function: ATP binding; threonine-tRNA ligase activity. The transcript has 8 exons. The coding region runs from base 143 to 2149 and encodes 668 amino acids. Gene Ontology annotation, cellular component: mitochondrion; cytoplasm; chloroplast stroma. Gene Ontology annotation, biological process: threonyl-tRNA aminoacylation. The record is from RefSeq and is a predicted model, not a curated record. Lineage: Eukaryota; Viridiplantae; Streptophyta; Magnoliopsida; Ericales; Balsaminaceae.
UUGGACAUUGGACUUUGAAGGAGAGAGGAGGAGAAGUGUGAUCCUGUGGAGCGAAAACCACGAAAAUCUGCACCACAGAUCCUCAAAGCAACGACUUUCAGGCUUUAGGUAAGGUUUUUCAUCACGGGAGAGAGAUAGAGAGAUGUGGGUCGCUCGGAGAAUGCCUGUAUUCUUGCAUCCCCCGACGGUUUCACUAUCCACUAGCACCGCCUCUACCUUAAUCUCGCGCCGCCCCCCUUCUCUCGUCACUUUCCAAUCUCCGGUAAAAUGUUUAUUUCCCAGCUCAAGAAUCCUCGGAGAGAUAAAGACUGUUUCUUUCUAUGGGAAACAUAGAUCCUCCACAUCAUCGGCUGUGGCGACAGACUCAACUGAGGCAGUUACUGCUGCAGAAGAGAAAAUCGUUCUUCCCACCAAUGAGUCAUCUGACCGCCUUUUGAGGAUUCGUCAUACGUGUGCUCAUGUUAUGGCUAUGGCUGUUCAAAAGCUCUAUCCUGAAGCAAAAGUUACAAUUGGUCCAUGGAUUGAAAAUGGGUUCUAUUAUGACUUUGAUAUGGAGGCUUUAACAGAUAAAGACUUGAAAACUAUUAAGAAAGAGAUGGAACGUAUUAUCAGUCGGAAUUUGCCUCUAGUUCGUGAAGAAGUUACACGAGAGGAGGCUCGGAGAAGAAUAAUGGCUGUCAAUGAACCUUACAAGAUUGAGUUACUUGAUAGUAUAAAGGAAGAACCCAUUACAAUCUAUCACAUAGGCAAUGAAUGGUGGGAUCUUUGUGCUGGGCCUCAUGUUGAAUCAACUGGAAACAUUAACAGGAAAGCUCUUGAGCUUGAAUCAGUUGCUGGUGCAUAUUGGAGAGGAGAUAUAAACAGGCCAAUGCUACAGAGGAUUUAUGGAACUGCUUGGGAAAAUGAGCAACAAUUGAAAGCCUAUAUUCAUUUCAAAGAGGAGGCUAAGCGUCGAGAUCAUAGACGCCUAGGCCAAGAUCUUGAUUUAUUUUCAAUACAGGAUGACGCAGGUGGAGGGUUAGUAUUCUGGCAUCCGAAAGGUGCUGUUGUUAGGCAUGUAAUUGAGGAUUCGUGGAAAAAGAUUCAUAUUUUACGUGGUUACGAAUUGUUGUACACACCACAUGUAGCUAAGGGUGAUCUUUGGAAAGUGAGUGGCCAUCUUGAUUUUUACAAAGAGAACAUGUAUGAUCAGAUGAAGAUUGAGGAUGAGUUUUAUCAGCUUCGACCGAUGAACUGCCCUUACCACAUCUUGGUUUAUAAACGAAAGAGACAUUCUUAUCGCGAUUUUCCAAUUCGGGUUGCUGAGUUGGGAACAGUUUAUAGAUAUGAAUUGUCUGGCGCUUUACAUGGUCUUUUUCGUGUAAGAGGUUUCACUCAGGAUGAUGCCCAUAUAUUUUGUUUAGAAGAUCAAAUUAAAGAGGAGAUCAGAGGUGUUCUAGACCUCACUGAAGAAGUUUUGUUGCAAUUCGGUUUUGACAAAUACGAAGUCAACCUCUCGACUAGACCUGAGAAAUCUGUUGGAGAUGAUGAUAUAUGGGUUAAAGCGACUUCUGCCCUGAAAGAUGCGUUGGAUGAUAAAGGAUGGAGCUAUCAAAUCGACGAAGGUGGUGGUGCCUUCUAUGGUCCAAAGAUUGAUCUUAAAAUUGAAGAUGCUCUGGGAAGGAAAUGGCAAUGCUCCACAAUACAGGUGGAUUUCAAUUUGCCUCAGCGAUUUGACAUGACCUACGUCGAUUCCAACUCAGAGAAAAAAAGGCCAAUCAUGAUCCACAGAGCAGUUCUUGGAUCUCUAGAGCGGUUUUUUGGGGUCUUAAUAGAGCAUUAUGCUGGAGAUUUUCCAUUAUGGUUAUCUCCAAUUCAAGUUAGAGUUUUGCCCGUCACAGAUGGACAACUCGAGUACUGCAAAGAACUAUGUAGAAAGUUGAAAAGUAAUGGACUAAGAGCGGAAGUUUGCGAUGGAGAGCGCCUGCCGAAGCUCAUAAGGAAUGCUGAGAAGCAGAAGAUUCCGUUAAUGGCUGUGGUCGGGGCUAAGGAAGUUGAAACGCAAACUGUCACUGUGAGGUCUAGGUUUGGAGGAGAGGUUGGGACAAUGAGUGCUGAUGAAUUUGUUAGCAGACUCAAGAAUGCUUCAGAAGAAAGAACAACGUUUUGAAAUUUGCUUGGUUGUUAGAACAAAAGAAAGACAUUUUAUUUUUUCCUAUGAAUCUCAUAAUUUUAUUCAA